AUUCAAAACCAACUCUCAAAAACUGAGAGCAGAGGAAGAGGAGCAACACCUGAAAAUGUCCAUAUCCAUGGCGCUAUUCUCUCCUCCGUUCUCUUCUUCUUCACUCCAAAACCCUAAUCUCACCCCCAAGAUCUCACUCUCACUCUCUCUCCUCUCCACAAAGCGCUUCUCCCUCCUCUCCGUCACCCGAGCUUCCUCCUCCGACAACGGUGCGUCGACGCCCGAUUCCGCUGCAGUCUCUGCGACAACAGUCGAGAUUCCGAAGCCUGUAGAGGAAGCACCGGUUAAAUCUCCGCCGGCGGAAAGCUCCUCCGCGGCGUCGGAAGACGGAGGAGAAGAGACUGAUCUACCAACCACAACGACGGAGAUCAAGUUUCAGGAUGCGAAGUGGGUUAAUGGGACUUGGGAUCUCAAACAGUUCGAGAAAGACGGGAAAACAGAUUGGGAUUCUGUUAUCGUCGCUGAGGCAAAGAGGAGGAAGUGGCUUGAAGAUAACCCAGAAACAACUACUAACGCCGAGCCUGUUCUCUUCGAUACCUCCAUCAUUCCAUGGUGGGCAUGGAUGAAGCGAUACCAUCUACCAGAAGCUGAACUCCUCAAUGGCCGUGCUGCGAUGAUAGGGUUCUUCAUGGCUUACUUUGUUGAUAGUCUUACCGGAGUAGGACUUGUUGAUCAAAUGGGAAACUUCUUCUGCAAAACGCUCUUGUUUGUGGCUGUAGCUGGAGUUCUUUUCAUUCGCAAGAACGAAGAUUUUGAUAAGCUCAAGGGUCUGUUCGAAGAGACGACGUUGUAUGACAAGCAGUGGCAAGCGGCUUGGAAAGAACCGGAAUCGUCAUCAUCAUCGACGGUUUCUUCGAAGAAGUGAACAGAAACUUUCUCGCUUUUUGUUUCCUCUUUGUUAUGUGAUGUUUGUGAUCAGUGAUAAUUUCUUUAUUGUAUUACUGAUCUUGAGAUAGUGACAUCUAUUUGGCUUUGAAAAAAUCUCUUUAAAAGUA
This is a messenger RNA of Raphanus sativus (radish), 995 nucleotides long. RefSeq names its product light-harvesting complex-like protein 3 isotype 2, chloroplastic. The record is from RefSeq and is a predicted model, not a curated record. NCBI's taxonomy places the organism in Eukaryota, Viridiplantae, Streptophyta, Magnoliopsida, Brassicales, Brassicaceae. The coding region runs from base 56 to 865 and encodes 269 amino acids. The transcript has 3 exons.